This is a messenger RNA of Osmia bicornis bicornis, 1085 nucleotides long. RefSeq names its product odorant receptor 4-like. Bases 33 to 1025 code for a protein of 330 amino acids. Gene Ontology annotation, cellular component: plasma membrane. Gene Ontology annotation, biological process: sensory perception of smell; detection of chemical stimulus involved in sensory perception of smell. Gene Ontology annotation, molecular function: odorant binding; olfactory receptor activity. The record is from RefSeq and is a predicted model, not a curated record. Lineage: Eukaryota; Metazoa; Arthropoda; Insecta; Hymenoptera; Megachilidae. The transcript has 5 exons.
UUUAUCAUAUAAGCAACGGCUUAAACAUAAUAAUGUCCCUAUUCAAGAUAUUCGUUCUGCUUCCACAUCGAGAGAAAUUAUUUUAUUUAAUCGAGUACGUGAAACAAAAGUUUCUGUAUGUAAAUUAUAAUAAUUACGAGGCAUCGGUGUUGGCUGAUUGCAAACGUAAAUGUACAGUAUUUAUCUGCUUUUUUAUCUUUCUAAUUGUGGCGACUGUUGUCUCCUUCGUUGUUAAUCCAAUUAUUGCGAAUAUUGGGAAGAACGAAUCUGAUAGGGAAUUGCCAUUUUAUAUAGAAGUUGAUCUUCCACUAUCAAUGACACCAUACUUUGAAAUCAUCUUCUUCUUUCAGGUUGCAACUUUAUACCCCAUCAUCUUCGGUCAUAUUUGUUUCGACAAUUUUUUAUGCAUAAUGAGCCUACACGUGGCUGGACAAUUUCGGAUACUGCAAUACAGAAUAUCAAACACGAGUGUUAUAAAGGAUAUGGAUGAACUCAAAGAUGUAUCGGACAAAAGUUUGUUAAAAUUCACAGAAGAUUAUUACAUCAUCUUUAAAAAUUACAUUCACCAGCAUCAAGCUCUUGUCGUCUAUUGCGAUCAACUUGAAGAAGUAUUCAGUCUUCUUUUAUUCGUGCAACUGUUAUCGUUCAGCUUGUCCAUUUGCUUGGAUGGAUUUCAAAUACUUCUGGCGAAUGCACCGGACAGACGAAUCAUCUUCUUCUUCCACCUCCUGAGCAUCAUAUGCCACUUAUUUAUGUUCACGUACAGUUGUGACAGUGUCAUUCGAGAAAGUAGGAAAUUGGCCUUGGCUGUGUAUUCUGGACCAUGGGUCUUUUUACCCAGCAAUAAAAAUGUACAAAAUCUAAGAAGAGAUUUGGUAAUGGUCAUCAUGAGAUCCAAUACCCCUUGCUGUCUAACAGCCUAUGGAUUUUUCAUUGUGUCUUUAGAGACUUAUAGCAGGGUUCUCAGUACAGCAGCAUCGUACUUUACACUUGUAAAAGGAAUGCAAGAUACUAGUUCCUCGUAGCACUUUGUAACUGUAAUACAAUGCGCGUUCUAUAUGUGAAAUUGGUUGUGGAUCAAUCGA